AUGACUUGUCUUGGCUCCUUCCAGGUGGCGUUGAUGAGCAUGCAGACGUGCGAGGAGUACACCAACUGCGCUCAAUGUCUGGAACCCGCAGACCCCUACUGCGGAUGGUGCUCCCUGGAAAAAAGGUGCACGGUGCGGUCCGAGUGCAAGAAGGCCCUCUCCAGCUCUCCCCGCUGGCUGACGAUCGAUGCCGGACAACAGUGUAUCGACAUGGAGAAGAUCGAACCCAGCCAGAUCGCCGUCAACCAGCCAGCGGAGAUCUUGCUGACGAUCCGGGCGCUGCCGCCGCUGCCGGCUGGGGCCAAGUACCUCUGCGUGUUCGGAACGGCUCCGCCGGUCGACGCCGCCGCCGCCGCCGACGGCCUGCGCUGCCGGGCGCCCCCGGUUCACCUCAGGCCUUCCGUGCCGCUCACCGCGGACCACGUGACCGUGCCGCUGUCGGUCAGGUCGUCCGAGACCAGCAAGGACUUUGUGACGCGCCAGUUCGCCUACUUCGACUGCAGCCACCACACACGCGACGAGAGAUGCUCCGACUGCCACGGGGCGCCUCGGUGGCAGAGCCCGGCCGAGCUGGGCUGUCCGGCGGUGGUGCAGCCCCGCCAGUCGAUCCUGGUGCCCAGCGACGUCAGCCAGAGCCUGGUACUCGAGGUGCGCAACCUGCCGCCGCCGCUGGCCGGCCAGGCCAGCUACACCUGCGUCAUUGUGGUGGAGGGCCGCACCACCCUCGUGCCGGCACGCGUCGACGCCAAGCGUUUCGUCGUCUGCGACAGGACCAGGUACUACUACCACGCGAACUCGUCGCUUACCACCGCAACAGUCAUCAUCAAGUGGAACUACACCAACCGGGUGGACGCCGUCAACAUCACCCUGUACAAGUGUUCGCUUCUCGCCACACACCGCGGUGCCGAAGACUGUUCUCUCUGCCUGACCAGGGACCCCAGAUACAGAUGUGCCUGGUGCGAAGGGACAUGCCGCUUCGGCCGACAGUGCGCUCAGAGUACCGACAGCAAGUGUCCCAAACCGCAGAUCCGUAAGAUACACCCUCGCUGGGGUCCUCUGGAAGGCGGCACCUUGCUCACCAUCGAAGGCCGCAACCUCGGCCUCCGCCGGAGUGAGGUCAACGGACGGAUCUUCGUCGGCCGGGCGCCCUGUGUCCUGGUCGAGUAUGAGGUUUCGGUCAGGGUUGUCUGCCGGACCGGCGCCGUGGCCAGUCCGUCGGUGGAACCCGUCAAGCUGGGCAGCAACGCCGGCUUCACCGUCUCCACCGCUUCGUUCGAGUACAAGCGGAUCGACGUGGUCGACGUUCAUCCUCGCAUUGGCCCUCUGAGUGGUGGAACCCUCCUGACUUUGACCGGGACCAACCUCCACAUCGGGUCAAACGUGACGGUCACGCUGGGCGGCCGGCCGUGUCAUAUGACAGCGAGAACAGCUGACGUCAAGUGCCUGACCUCUGCCGCGUCCAAGGUUGAGAAGGUUAACCAGGUUGUGCUAGUGCUGGAUGCUGCCAGGAGGAAGCUCCACGCGUCUUACGAGUAUUCUCCAGACCCGUCCGUGCUGGACAUCAAGCCGCUGAAAAGCUACGCCUCGGGCGGGCGGCUACUGACCGUGCACGGCCGGCACCUGGACUCGGUGCAGGCGCCCCGCAUGAUAGUGUUCAACGAGACACACCGGCGGCCAAUCAAUAGUACUCUGUGUCGCGUGCUGUCCUCGGAGCUGAUGGAGUGCGCGUCGCCGGCUGUGCCCCGUCCGGUGGCCCCGCCGGCAACCUCGAGCAGCCGGCCCGGACUUCGGCGUCGGUCUGCGGGUCGGCAGACGGCCGGACGGCCUCGUGAGCGGCCGCUGCAGAUCGGGUUUCUGAUGGACGGAGUUCAAACCGUGAGGGACCUACAUCAGUUUGCCCCUGACGUGCAGUCCACCAUCGUGUACGUGGACGACCCGCAGUACCUCUCCUUCGCCAAUGGUGUGCGGGUCUUCGGUGGCAACACGCUGGUUAUCGAGGGUCGUGACCUGAGCGCGGCCAGUGACGAGCGUGACACGGCGGUGACGGUGGGCGGCCAGCCCUGCAAUGUCACCAGCCUGACGGCCAGCCAGCUGGUCUGUGUGCCGCCCCAGCAGCAGCCGGCCGGCCAGCUCGGCGCCGACAGCAGCCAGCUGCCAGACGUCGUCGUCAGCGUCGGCAACCUCCGGUUCACGCUCGGACGGCUGGUGUACGAGGAGCAGGCUAAUGUCCGCAAGCUGGGUGCGGACGUGAUCGGCGGCAUCGCGGCCGGCGCCGCCGUCCUGGUGCUGGCCUCGCUGCUCAUCCUGUUCGUGUACCGGCGCAAGUCGUCCCAGGUCGAGCGCGAGUACAAGCGCAUCCAGAUCCAGAUGGACACGCUCGAGAACAACAUUCGCUCCGAGUGCAAGCAGGCGUUUGCGGCCAUGUGCACGUGGGACUCGCGGCGGGGCGGCGACCCUCUGGCGGCGGCCAGUCCUGACCUGCAGGCGCAGCUCAACAGCCUGGCGGCCAGCUUCAACCCCGACGAGGUCGACUGCCUCGAUCAGAGGGAGUUCCUCAUCAAGGUUCUGUUCCCCGGCAUCGCGGAUCAUCCGAUCCUGAAGCACCAGAGCCCCUCGUCUCCCACCAGUCCUCGGACCACGCUCGACGUGGCCAUGCUACAGCUGGAGCAGCUGGUGAGAAAUCCCAACUUCCUGGUCGCCGUCAUCGACACCAUGGAACAGCAGAAGGACUUCUCCAUCAGGGACAGGGUGACGGUGGCGUCCCUGCUGACGGUGAUCCUGAUGACCAACAUGGAGUACAUGACGACCGUACUGCACCAGCUGCUGGUGCGGCACAUAUCCAGGAUAUCGCGCUCCAAACAUCCUCACCUGAUGCUGCGCCGCACCGAGACCGUCAUGGAAAAGCUGCUCACAAACUGGAUAUCCGUCUGCCUUCAUGGGCACAUCCGGGAUCGGCUGUCCUCGCCGCUGUACCUGCUGACCAAGGCCAUCAAGCACCAGAUGUCUUGCGGCCCGGUGGACGCCGUCACGCUGGAGGCCCACUACAGUCUGGCCGAGGAGAGGCUGCUCCGGCAGCAGGUCGAGCACAACAGCGUGACGUUGAUGGUGACGACUGAGGAGACUCCGUACGAGCGGAUCCCGUGUAACGAGUACCAGGGCCAGCCCCGGCUGUACGAGGACGUCAGUCACAAGGUCACCGUGCACGCGCUCGACUGCGACUCCAUCAGUCAGGUCAAGCAGAAGGUCAUUGACGAGGUGUUCUGCGGCCUGCCCGCCUCGCAGCGGCCCAGCCACCACUGCGUCGCUUUAGAGUGGUACCGUGCGGACGGUCAGCGGAGUCUGCUGGCCGAUGAAGACGCCACUAGCAAAGCUGUAGACGGAUGGAGGCAGAUCAACACCUCUCUCCCACUACGGCAUCUCCAAGCUUGCCACCAUGUACCUGGUCCAGGCUAGGGAAACAGUACGGACAAAGAAAUACCACACACCUGGCUCGGUGAGCAGUUUCUCUCUGUCGUCGGCGCUCUCUCCGCUGGUGAACACCAACAUCUACGUGCGGCCGGGCGCUGAGGUCAAGGUGUACCACCUGGUGCGACCGGAGG
This is a messenger RNA of Pollicipes pollicipes, 3599 nucleotides long. RefSeq names its product plexin-B. The record is from RefSeq and is a predicted model, not a curated record. NCBI's taxonomy places the organism in Eukaryota, Metazoa, Arthropoda, Thecostraca, Pollicipedomorpha, Pollicipedidae. Bases 1 to 3453 code for a protein of 1150 amino acids. The transcript has 20 exons. Gene Ontology annotation, biological process: sensory neuron axon guidance; regulation of GTPase activity; regulation of cell shape. Gene Ontology annotation, cellular component: semaphorin receptor complex; plasma membrane. Gene Ontology annotation, molecular function: semaphorin receptor activity.